This is a messenger RNA of Cryptotermes secundus, 1736 nucleotides long. Its product is annotated as omega-amidase NIT2. Gene Ontology annotation, molecular function: omega-amidase activity. Gene Ontology annotation, cellular component: mitochondrion. The coding region runs from base 3 to 896 and encodes 297 amino acids. The transcript has 7 exons. Lineage: Eukaryota; Metazoa; Arthropoda; Insecta; Blattodea; Kalotermitidae. Gene Ontology annotation, biological process: L-glutamine metabolic process; oxaloacetate metabolic process. The record is from RefSeq and is a predicted model, not a curated record.
UGAUGAGCGCGGUUAAGCGAAGUUUUGCAGGUGUCUCGUUAGCCUCGUUAGUGGAUAGUAUGGUAUCCCGAACAUUCCGCCUUGCUUUGAUCCAGCUUGCUGUUGGUGAAGAUAAAGCAGAAAAUGUAAAGCGAGCUUUAAGCUUCAUCAAGAAGGCUAAGGAAAAUGGAUCAUACUUGAUUGCUUUACCAGAGUGUUUUAAUUCACCAUAUGGAACAAAAUUUUUCCCAAAGUAUGCAGAGCUAAUCCCAUCAGGACAAACAAGUAGUUCUCUGUCUCAGGCAGCUAAGGAGCACCAAAUAUACCUUGUUGCUGGCUCAAUCCCUGAAAAAGAUGGUGAUAAGUUGUAUAACACCUGUACAGUCUGGAAUCCAUCUGGGGAGCUUGUCACCAAACAUCAGAAAGUUCAUUUAUUUGAUAUUGACAUCCCAGGUGGGAUAUGUUUCAAGGAGUCUGAGACUUUGACUGCUGGGAAAAGAUUGACAGUCUUUAAUACUGAUAUUUGUAAAAUUGGUAUUGGAAUCUGUUAUGAUAUGAGAUUUGGUGAGAUGGCUCAAAUUUAUAGAAAGGAAGAGUGUGAUCUCCUGUUAUAUCCGGGAGCAUUCAACAUGACAACAGGUCCAUUGCAUUGGGAGUUGCUACAGCGAGCAAGAGCAGUAGAGAACCAGGUAUUCGUUGCAACCAUUGCUCCUGCUCAAGAUAAGAAUGCAGAUUAUGUAUCUUGGGGGCAUUCACAGGUGGUGGAUCCUUGGGGAAAAGUGAUUGCCAAGACAGAAUUUGAUGAGGGGAUAGUAUAUGCUGAUAUCGACUUGAAAGUAGUGGAUGAAGUGAGGCAGCAGAUUCCAGUGUUCAGACAGAGAAGAACUGACUUGUAUGACACAGUACUAAAGGACUAAGGGUGCUCUUAUACUGUGCCCUCAAAGUUAACUCUUGUGCCAAUCUUGCCUUGUUUAAUGGACCAGCAUUGUACACUUCAGUGUUAUUCCCAUCUGGAUGGCUGUAAAGCUUGCUGUGGUCUUCCAUCGAUCCAUCAGUUUCAUGCUGCUUGUUUGAGCCCAUGUUUUGAACAUCUGAUGCCCAUCACAUUUUCACAGUGUCAUAUUCUAGGAACCAUGAAACUGAAUGUUGUCGUGUAUGUAUGAAAUUGCAGUUCACUUCUGUGUAUGUACACACUUAAUUUUCAUUAUUUGGAUACAAUGUGAGAGAAUGUUAUUAAAAGGUUUACAGAUAUCAGAUUUGAGGUUAUCACUGCAGUGAAUAUUAAGGUAUAGUCUUCUGGACAGUCACAUAUGUAAUGUGGUAGGUAGGUAUCACGUAUGGAGGAACCUGCUGUCUUCCAUUGUCAGGGUAGAAAAAGUUUUAUAAGAUAUAGGCAGCAGGUUCAUGUGAAACAUUGUUACUGUGAACCAGUUUCAACAGCAUUAUAUCUCAAAAGAUUGUAAUAUUACAGUUUACAGACUUCAUGCAUGAGAGUUAUAUAUUGCAUAGGAUGUGGCACAUAAGAAAUAGUUGCAGCAGUUAAUUUAAAUUUUCAUAUGACUCUUCUUGUCGUUACUGACAGUGACAUAUGGUGAAGUGAGAUAUGCACAGGCUCUUUUUGAAAUAGUAUGGGGAAAUUAUUUCCAGUGUGGUUAGUGGUAUUUAUCAGAUCACCCAUGCUGUAUCCCAACACAUCAAACAGAGCAGUAAGCGAGGGAGUAUUGAAGCCAGUAGACAGAAUAAUUUACGUUCAUGAU